Oncorhynchus nerka (sockeye salmon) is the source of this 2165-nucleotide messenger RNA. RefSeq names its product solute carrier family 25 member 42 (gene slc25a42). The record is from RefSeq and is a predicted model, not a curated record. Gene Ontology annotation, biological process: transmembrane transport. The transcript has 8 exons. Bases 523 to 1509 code for a protein of 328 amino acids. Gene Ontology annotation, cellular component: mitochondrial inner membrane. NCBI's taxonomy places the organism in Eukaryota, Metazoa, Chordata, Actinopteri, Salmoniformes, Salmonidae.
CUUCCCAGUACCCCACCGCACUCGCCCUUGCAAAGCUUGCUGCUAGCGGUGUCACAGCAGAUACCGAACAGCAUGGAAGGUGACAGUUACUAAAGUCAUAGUUGGGGCAAUUAAACAGAAAAUAAUGUCACAGACCGUGCCUCCGAGAUCUGAAAACGUUAGCGACACGAAAGUGUUCAACUUUUAAGAGUUUUAUAUUCAAAACGUGGACACACUUUGAACAUUGACGUGACAGAUCGCUGUUUAGCUAGCUCGCUAACCUUGCUAGCUAAGUUAUUUUGGUGUGCAGAAUCAAUUCGAUAGCCAUCGCUAAACUCAAGGACGGCGUAGGGUGGAGACAGGCUGCCAACUGAAUAUUUAAAGAAAACGUCUGUAAAUUAAUUUUUUUAAAUAAGGAAACCCGGAAGGAUCCACAGGUGGUGCUAGGAUAUCGACAAGUUUCAGGUAGUUGGCGUUGCCGCCUCCCGGUGGCCGGUGUGUAUGAGUGUGGGCAGCAGCUGGUGAGCGUCGUAGUCCACGGGGAUGGGGAAUGGAGUCCAGCAACACCAGGCAACACCACUCACACAAGGAGAGGUGCUGCCACUGCCCUCCGACAGCCAGACAGAGGGUCUAAAGCCCCAGACACGGUCCGUGGUUAACUCUCUCCUCUCAGGGGCCUUAGCUGGAGCCUUGGCCAAAACCGCUGUGGCCCCACUGGACAGAACCAAGAUCAUCUUCCAAGUGUCCUCAGCAAGAUUCUCUGCCAAGGAGGCGUAUAGGUUGAUCUAUCGGACCUACCUGAAGGAUGGCUUCCUCAGCCUGUGGAGGGGCAACUCUGCCACCAUGGUGCGGGUCAUCCCCUACGCUGCCAUCCAGUUCUGUGCUCACGAGCAGUACAAGAGACUACUGGGUGGAUACUUCGGCUUCCAGGGAAAAGCCCUGCCGCCGGUGCCACGGUUACUGGCGGGUUCUAUGGCUGGUACCACAGCUGCCAUGCUCACCUACCCUCUGGACAUGGUGCGAGCCAGGAUGGCUGUCACGCCCAAGGAGAUGUACAGUAACAUAAUCCAUGUGUUUGUGCGUAUCUCUCGUGAGGAGGGUUUGAAGACACUGUAUCGUGGUUUCACCCCCACCAUACUGGGUGUGGUGCCCUACGCUGGACUCAGCUUCUUCACCUACGAGACUCUCAAGAAAAUGCAUGCAGAGCGGAGCGGUCGCCCCCAGCCCUACUCGUACGAGAGGUUGGUGUUCGGGGCAUGCGCAGGUCUCCUGGGCCAAUCGGCCUCCUACCCGCUGGAUGUGGUGCGGCGGCGCAUGCAGACGGCGGGCGUGACUGGGCACACCUACGGCACCAUCCUGGGUACCAUGCGGGACAUCGUGGCAGAGGAGGGCGUGGUGCGUGGACUCUACAAGGGCCUCAGUAUGAACUGGGUCAAAGGGCCCAUCGCUGUGGGCAUCAGCUUCACCACCUUUGACAUGACACAGAUCCUUCUGAAGAAGUUGUACCAGCUGAGGUAUAAUAACAGGUAACCAGUAGGGAGACACUGGUGGAGGGAUGGAGAAGGCAACGGCGAGGGGAAUGAGGACCAUAGAUAAUAGCAGGACAGUCGCUCUAUGAGAACCUCGGCACAAACGACGUGAAGGCCAGGAUGAGAAAACAAACAUUGUGGUUUUCUAGGGUCACGGCAUAACGGAUUGGGGAAUGUGUAAUUGAGUGAUCCAGGUCAGCACAGUGGACACACAGUGUGUGAAAUGAAUGUCUUCAUCUUUGUGUAUGUACAUGGAGGCAUGAAGUCUCAUGAGGUACAUUUGGUGGGUCAUAAUAUACACACUAUGGUCCUGUACGUUGUGUUCAGGUGCAAUAUGUUCAGUUAUUUCAUGUGUGUAAUAUUCACACAAAAUACAUGUGUGUGUGUGUGUGUGUGAGAGAGAGUGACAACGCACACCUUCCGGGUGUCUCCCUUGCCUUGCGUCUCUACUUGAAUAGGGGACCUUCCAACAGUCUGGAUCAGAUGAGUUGUUCCUGUCUAUCUCCUUCCACAUGAGUUGGAUUUGACUUUUAUCAAACGACAAUGUGCCCCCAUGAGAUUUUGUUUUGUUUGGUUGAUGAUUUUUGUUAAAUGAGUUAUACCAAAGCAUAUACAAGACGUGCAUUGUAAUUAAUAAUAUGAUUUAUGACUAGAGAA